Molecule: messenger RNA, 240 nt
Organism: Rotaria sordida
Lineage: Eukaryota; Metazoa; Rotifera; Eurotatoria; Philodinida; Philodinidae
Source: the annotation of a GenBank genome assembly
AUGAAUAUCUUUACAGUUACUCUUGUCGUACUUCUCGUUAUAUCAAUUGGACAUGUCUAUGGUCAUCCAGCAGCAUCGUUACAUCGACCAAUUGUUGAUUAUCAACAUGGUUUUAAAAUUUUACAAUUUCAUCCAUUGUCAAACAAGCAUAAUCAUCAAAUACCAUCAAAUAUAAAUGAUGCAAAUGAAUUCUUAUUACCAUACAAUGAUCGUCCUCGUAAACGUUUAAUAGACUUUUAA